AUGCGGAGAACCGGAUCUGGGAGCCGGAGCGACAGAACAACAGAUGGAAGCCUCCCUGAGUUUUCUUUCUCUCGACUUCGAGAAUUCGACGAAGCUCUUCCUCUCUUUGGAGCAAACGAUGGAACCUCAGUUCGGCUCUCCCUCGACCGCAGCGUCCUGCUUGUUCUCGAACCCGCAGAGCCCCUGCUAUCCUCUUGGCCCCACCCGGGGAGAAGAGACACUUUUCUUGAAGGAGAUGGCGCGGGCAUCCCGUCUCCUUCAUCUCGGCCGAGUCGCGCGGCCGACCAUUACACGAGACUCUCCACGAUUCGGUCUCUUGCCAGGGAUGGAGAGGUCGACUCCGAGCUGGCGGGGGGACCGCAGGAAAGAGAAAGUGUCAUAGUGGAUCCGGAAAGUGGCAGAGAAACAGUCAUGACGUCUGCGUUGGCUCAAGCGGCGCUUGCACACGCAGCCCCGUUUCAGUCCAUUGCUUGUUACUUGUGUAGCGUGAAGGGUCCGAGGGGCGCGUUGCUCGAGUCUGGCUUCUCGGACGUUGCCAGCGAUCCUACCGGCUCGGCGUCGUCCUCUCUCGACGAGCUUGCCGCGCGUUGUGGCGGGACGGUUUGGGCGGGACCGCGUUACGUUUCUGAACCCCCAUAUGGGACUUCGAAACGGUCGGUGCGGCUUUCGGGUGCGACGUGGGACCUCCUCUGGGUGCAGAUCCCGGACCCGCGAGAAGUGCUUCUGCGACAACGCCAGGAGGAGGCUGCAUCAGCCGCUUCACCGGGGAAUGACGAAGACAUCCCACAGAAUCGUCCGCAGAGAGGCGCAAAGGCCCACCAAACCGAGAGAUGCAUGCGUCAACUGCGCUUGCGAGGUGCGCCGCCGUUCAGCGAUUUGCGCGGCACCACGCCGUGGGCAAGCGCGGCCGGGCACAUCGGUGGAGAUGAAGAACAUUUCCUCAAGCUCCCCAGUGUUCCUGUCUUGAUCACUCUCUCUGAGGCGUCUCUGGACUUCUUCCUCUUCGAUCGGGUCUCGACGGCAGACGCCCCCCUUGUGGACUGCUGCUACGACGGCUGGUGUGCGUGGUCUCCAGACACAGAUCGAGGAGAUAGGGCCGCGCCAGCAGGUGCCCACACGGGACAAUUUCUCCACCCUGGAGCCGAGCUCACGACGGCUGCAUGCGCAUGCCACCAGACGUCGGUCCAGGGAACGGAGACAAAGGUGAGUCGCCGGGAGAAGGGACAGCCCGGAGAUCGGCGCGGGGCUCGAAGAGCGACCAGGCCGUCUCCCUGGCUGAUUGAGUGGGACUGGUGGUGGUGGCAGAGGCCCCACUUCUCUCAAGAACGCUGUGCGUCGUCCCAGGAGAGCACGAGGUAUAGGCCCUUCGCUUCCCUUUCCACCAUUUCGAAGGUUGAAGAGCUGAAGCAUCCAGCUGCGGCGAGCGGCACCCGCGGACCCUUUGCUGAAACAGAGGCGGAUAUGAGUCUCCCGGCUUCGGUGUGCGGAGAUAUAUCGCAAGCGGCUCCACGUUUAGAUCUCCCUGGAACGGAUCGUGGCGCGUCGCGCCUAGACGAGCUGAGAGAUGUGUUCAGCGACCAAGAAGCCGCUUUCCACCUUCACGAAGAAGUCAUCUGCGGAGCAGGAAAUGCGGCCAGCGCGACGGAGCUUGGCAGCGACCAUAUGGAUGCCCGAGGGAUACUCUCAUCUCCUUGUAGCUGGUUCGGACCCGAUGCAGGGAAUUCUAUCCGUCGAUUCCGGUUGCCUCUCCGGGCACUCCUUCCGCUUGUCACCGUGAAAAAGAGGAAAGGCGGGAAGGCAGAGGCAGAGGCUCUCGGCAGAGCUGGGCGAACGUCGAAGGCGGGGAAGAAAGAUGACACGAGCGGUGAGCAGCUGACUCGGCCAGUGGAGAAAGUAAUGGUGCGACGCGAAGAGAAUGAGCUUCAGUCGGAGCCGCGUGGCGAUAGGAUGCCGGCCUCUCACCCUUGGCCUUGGGGUGGUACGGAAAAGGACGCUUUGGAACACGGCUGCUUUCGUCUUCAGUUCUGCUCUGCAUCGAAGGCCGACGAGCUUGUGAUUGUCUGGAACUAUGCCGUUGCUCUUUGGUGCACGGUGUCCCACUGUGGCCUACUUGUGAAAAGACGUUUUUGGCUUCAGCGAACGAUGUCUUUCACCGUGUACGAAAAAGAAAUUACGGAGUCCAAUGCGGGGAACGCUCUCCACUCGACGCGGCUUGUGAGGUCAACGACCCGAGCUCUCGCUCCCGUUCAGCUCCUCUCUCUUGCCUCGCGUAACGAAUUGCUCUUCGCCCUCACAGCGCCCCCAAGACAACACCUUCUCGUCUGGUCUCUGCACGGAGUAGCGCUCUACGCUAUCACCUUGCAUUGUUAUUCUCCGCUCUCGGCGACGCCUGUGCUGAGUGUCUCUCCAAAAGCGUCGCGUUGCGUUCGCCUAUGCAGGGGGUCUGCAAUCUCUGCAGCUUCCAGCGGCUGCCUGCUCUCGGGAGAUAACGCAGUCCGCUGCCUCGAGAACCCUGAUAGUGAGGCACCUGGCGGAGGUGUCUCUGUGGCAACAGGUCCUCGCGGGCGAGGGAUGCUUUCUCAGCGUGGUACCGCUUCGGGCCUGGCAGUGGAGACAGGCAGCCGUGACAGCCCGACCGAUAGGACGCUGAGUAGGAAGGCGAGAGGAGAGGAUAUCUCGGAAAGCCAACCGUCCGAAGGUUCUCGGGAGCCUGCACCGAAUCGAGCGACUCGGCAGAAUUGCAGACAAUCCUGUUCACGGCUCACAGCAUUGGAUGGCGGCGCCAGAGGCGAGCUUUUGGCUGGGCGGCAGCGCCGCACGGUGCGCUCGCCCUUCUUUCUGUCUCUCCAAGUCACUGUGGACUGUACGUACGCCGUCUUGACCGACAGCGACCACGCCAUCUGGUGCAUCGACCUCGACGCGUACUUUGCCUCUUCUCCACUAGAGACAGCCGCCCACCUCCUUGCGUCGUCAACCUCGAUGCUUCUCCGUCGAUCUCCUCUGUCGAGUGCCGUUCCAUCUCUACGGGACCGGGGAGGGGGGGGAGCCUCUCCCGAAACUGGCUCUGCCUCCUUGUGUGCGACGGCUUUGGGUGCGCUUCUUCCGCCUUCGACGGCCGCGAAAAUCUUAGUUCCAUCUGCAGCUUCGACCACGCCCAGUCCCGACUCGUCUCGGGUUUGCCCGGGGGCGCGGCGGUCCUGUGCCCCGCCUCAGGAGGCCUCGAGCCGCUCCUGGACGGCGGUCCUGGAGGAGCGCCGGCGGGUGGCGGAAGGCCUAACUUGGGCAGCGCAGCUUCACCAGGCAUCGGCAGCUCUCUCAGCCUUUCCGUCUGCCUUUAAUCUUCUUCCCCUUGUCGUUUCUGUCAAACGGCUGCUGGUCCCGACGCCGCCGGUAUCUCAACACGACGGCGGGUUCCGUCCGGAGCCAGACAGCAAAGUCUUCGCUGGUGUUACGCCCUACGAAGAUAGUGACUGGAGAAGACAGGAGGGAAAUGUGCUGAACCGAAGCAGAGACCAAAGAGCCUGGUUUCAGGUGCAGCGUUCAGCGGAGGAACAGAAACUCGGCACAUUCGAACAAGAUGGAAGCGCUGGUGGUGUGGAGAUCGGAUGCGUGCAGAGAUUGUCCUCUUCACCGUCUUCAAUUUCUGCUCAUGUGCAAGGACGAGGAACGUUGCUCUGUGCAGAUCAUCACCACGCCACAGGGCGGUCAUCUCCGAAAUCUGUUUCUAAUGCCUCUCAGUUGCCCUUCACUGCGACCGACGCCGGCUGCCGUCUUCUUCCACACGACACGCGUCGGCGCUCGUCCUCGUGGACAGUUCACCAGCCCGCAGAGGCGGCUCAGCGAGUCGAACUCCCAACAACACCCUCGGAGGCGUUUGACGACCUCGUGGCCGAAUGCAGCCGAGUAAACCUGUCUGUCUUCUUCACUCGGACUCUCGGGGCCGCUCCAGUUGUCCCUCAGGCUCUCUGGAGGCUCCUGGACCCCUGGCGAGGGUGCGAGCAGCCCAAGAAUCGGGAUGAAGGUAAAACGCGCUCAGAGUCCAUGACCUCUGCAGACGUCUUACAUCCCUUCUCUGAAAUCCAUGGAUAUCUUGCGGACCCAGACUCUCCGCUUAGUUCCGGAAAGGAGCGUGACUUGUGUGCCCACGUGCCGGUGUCGGGAAAACGUUCUACGCACGAGGAAUCACUUGAAGGUCAGUUGUUUCGAGAGCUUCCGGAGAGACUGGCUACCGGGGCGCCUGAGGGCGCAGGAGGCAUUUGUGACGAAAGUCCACGUAGGUCGUCCACCUACGCGCGAGGGACUGCGCCACUCGAGGAAUCAGAGCGACACCGCUAUCCGCAUGUGCACAGGCCACCAGAGGGCACCUGCGGUGGCACGCAUCCCAUCGAGAGCGGAGGUGACGCGGCGACAGACUUCUGCCUUUUCACGACAUCCUCUCGUUCGUACUGGUACCUGUCAUCUGGCCCCGACGACUCCCCCGCCAUCGUGCUUUUCGCGACUCCCGCGGAACUUCAGGUGGAGAUGUUGCUCGUGCGGAAUGAGGCGCGUCGUCUAGAUCGACAGCGGCUCAUGGCUUCCCGUGUGGCUUCCCCAGUUCCAGAUGGCGGACUUGGGGGGACGAUGUCUCGCUUUCAACAUUCCCAAGGCGACGCCGAGGCGGGCUCCGGGGCUCUCGCCCUCCGGCCGGGCCAAACGGCUUCGCCAGUCCCCUCUGUCCACCUGGCCGACUUGCUGGCUCUGUCUCUGCUUCGUUGCUCGAGAGCCGUUUGUGCCCCUCGCGGGCAUCAACGACACCGGCUAAGGCGCCGGCGCGAGUCUCUGUGUCAGCCACCUGACGUGCAGCACGGCGGUUCUUCGCACAUGUCGUCACCUGUGACUUCCUCGAAUGGCCAGAGAAGCUGCAGCUCAUCCCCUGCGUUGGCCCUUCCGUUUGUGUCUGCCACGGCACCGUCGUUCUCCUUGCAGAGAGACCUCUCAGAGAGUGCUUCUCUGAUUCGAAUUCCACAGGCGUGUCUUCCUGCCCCUGGGGGUAGUGGCCAGGGUCUGGGCCAGGAGCCGGAGAAUUCGGUGCGCCCUCGGCGCCGGUGGUUCGACAGGCCGAAGCCGGAAGAACUUUUGGAGUUGUCUCUGAGUUUCGGCUCCUCGAGGGCAUCUGCUACUUCCCUUCAGCGAUCGAGUAGACACCAGCGCAUGCUGCUCUCCCAUUUGCAAAGUGGAGGCAACGCCGUUUUGCUGCUCGGCGCUCCGACCCCGCCGGGUUCGUGCACGACCGCGCCAGGGCCUUUGUACGGCGUAGGGCGUGGGGCGCCUUCGUUCGACGACAUCGGUCUUGUUGGGUCUGGCUCUGGUCGCGGAUGCCCUGAAGGAGGUUUCGAACGCUAUUUGCACCAAGGAGGGGCCUUCGGUGGGCGACUCCGUGGAGAUCUAGACGAGGGACGAGACACCAGCCUCGCGGCGGAUGGAACGGCCGACGACGACGACAGCAUUUUGGACCAGCUGCUUCUGAGCUCGCCUGCGCAGUUUUUUUGCUCGAACCAAAGUGCGGGAGGGGCGCCACGCGGUGGCGGUUUGCCAGGCUGGGGAAGCGACGCCUCAGUCAUGUUGCUGGAACUUGAUGCUCUCAUGGAUCGGAGCAGCGGGGGUCUCAUGAAGAUGCGGAUGCGUCAAGACCCACAUGGGCUACAAGACAUGCAUGAUCUGUACGCUUCGGGGCGGGUUUCCGUGCCAGAAGGAGGGGGACUUUGGACAGACCCUGGAGGAUUUUCUGGACGCUUUUCCUCUCACGGCGUCCUUCUCGGUGGCGGUGAAAGUGCGGCCGUAGAAGACCUUCUCUCGCUGCUGUCAGCAGCACUGCCCCCGGGAGCCCAGGAGCAGCUUCUGCCUCUGCUGCUCCCCACAGCUGCUGAUUUCGAGCACGGUGCGGACAUUGCCUAUCGCCAGGCUUCCUCGUGGCACACGACGAACGGCGCCUUCGAAACGGCGCCUUCUGGAGACGACGAAGAGGCUCUUAGAGCCGGCACCGGUUCGGUCCAGGCCGCCGGCGGGUGCUGUGCAUGCGCUGGCCCGGUCAUGCUGCCUUCCUGGCUCACCGGCGCUCGGAUGCCGGUCUCGUGCAGCUGUUGCGCCCAGUGCGACACCGCGUGGGCCUGCGGGUCAGGUUUUAAGGCAGGAGACAGUGUUGCGGAUGCGACCGAGACGGAAGGGGGAAACGUUUCACCGAUUGUCAGGCCGGGUGUUUCUCUCCAGCGCCCCAGCUUCUCCAGCGUGACGUCUCGCGAUUCCGGCUGCUCUCCAUGUUCCAGUGAUUCCGACUUGAGCGUUGCUUCCGUAGCUGCCGGCUCAGGCCCCUCGGGGCUGGAUGUGGGAUGGAGCUUCGCCGCGGGUCAAGGCGGAGCACCGCCGGCGCCCCGGGGGCAUUUGAAGCGUCCUUGCCACGGCUGCCGGACCCUCGUUCCACCUUCGUUGCUCGAAGAAGGUUUCCCCGGCGGCGUCGCCUUGCUGACGGCUCAGGAAGCCAGGCGACAGGGCGCCCGACGCUUUCGCGCUCCGCCGACGGGUCUGCGUUUGCGGUUGCGGCGCUGCUCCUCUCGGUCGGACUCGCCCGACAGCAGUUGCCCUGCGUCCGCAGGUCGGCCUCGCGGACCUGCCGGGUACCCACGUGCUGUGGCAGCGUUGCAAAGCGGCGCUAUCGGUCCUCAGUGUGUCCCAGGGCACCCUCGGCGGCACACCGCCCCCGGGCCUGAGAGACUGCUCGACCCGAGCGGUGACUGUGGCACCCAGGGCGAAUCGGACGAGCUUUCGGUCGGCUUCAGUGACGCCUCUGGGGACAGCCAGAAGAUCGAUGCAAACGGCGUGGAGAGCUGGAGCGAGUGUGCGGGAGUGGCAGCUACGGAAUCCGAAGAAUUCACAAGAGAAUUCAACGGCUGCCCCCGCACCAGAAGAGGCUGUGCAGGUGUCCGUCGCGAAGGCCAGCCAGAGGUGACUGUGGAGGCUCGCAGGAGGCGAAGUCCCAGGACGGAUGCGAGUGGAAGGAGAAGCGGAUGGCACGGAAGCGCCAGUGAAGCCCACGGCCACGAGUGCCACGUCAGCCGCAUGCAGGUUCACUUGUGUCUCCACUAUAUCGCCGUGGAAGUCAACUAUUCGUGUGCGUGUCGUGGGAACCCGUCUCAGAAAGGAGGCAAGCCCGGUCGGGGCGGGGACAGCGGUUGGAGGCUGGGAAUGCCGCCUUGCCGGCACGACGAAAGUCCUGUGUUCCUAUCCUCGCUUUGCUGUCCAUCGCUGUCGCCUCCCUCGCCAUCGUCUCCGUCGCCCUCGGCCCAUCUCCUCUGGCUCCUGCGCUGGCCCCACACCUCAGAGACAGAAGAUGACUUGUCGGCGACGUUUGCUUCCUUCGCCGGUGGCAGCGACGCUGGCGGGAGGAAGGGAGGGUGUACGAUCUCGCCUCUGUGGAUGGACAGUGCAAGUGGGUCUCCUGCGUUUUCCUCCUCCUCGACGUUUGGUCGCAGGGUGAACGCAGACCCAAAGACCCACACCAGUCAAAGUCUGCGAUGGCACCUGUUCGCGAGUCACGCUUUGUCUCCGUGGAAAGGCCUGAGUGUGAACGACCAGGCGUUCUACAUCAUUUCGCCGUCGUCCCUCUUCGCCCUGUCGCCGUCCCUGCGCCCGUUGUCGGUUCUUCUGAAUGUGGCCAUCUUCGAAGGCGUGACCGCGGCGGCUGCGUUCUGUGUUGUCAACGGCGUCGAGCUGAAGUGUCUCUGUCACUUGCUGCUCUUUGUGGGGCUGAAAUAUCGAAAGCUGGAUAUGGUCAAGUCGGCCCUCGGCCUGCUUCCCGAGGCGCAGCAGAUGGCCGGCAUUCGUAUGCUCAUUCUUUACAUUCUCCGCGGCUACAGCAGUGAGCGGUUAGUCGUCCCUGUCCACCUUCCGCCUUCGCCUCAGGCGUCGCGCUCCGCUUGCCGGUCGGGGCCGCCAGAAGCUGAGAGAAGGAAAAAGAAAGGAAGAAGAGAGGAAUCCACAACGCCCGCGUCGGGCCUCAAUACCCCGAGGAACAUGCCGCAGAGAUCCGCUGACGCAACAAGAUCGGAAACGUGUGAACAAGUCGAAGUCCUGGAUCUCCCCGGCGACGCUGCACCGGAAGUGGACUACUACACUGCUGCCGCACCGGGGAUCUACUCCACAGUUCUUUACCUCUUACACCUCUUUCACUUCCCCAUACAAGAGAGGCAUGCGCCUCCUGCUUUCUCGCCACCCCCAGCAUCUCUUCUUCCUCGGCCUCUUGGCACCCAAGGGAGAGCGCAAAGCCCCGGUCAGGCGACACUCGACCCCCGAGGGGACGGCCAGCAUUUCGAUCACCAAGGGGAAGGACCUGAUCUAGAAAACAAGCUUGCUGUCUCGCGUACUCCGUUACCUUUACCUUUCUGUGCAUCCCCUUUUCGCCCCUACAACGGGGACGCGUCGCGGGCCCCUGCGCGCUCUGGCGUCUUCCAACACUGUAGGGAGACCCUGCGUCUCCUGGAUGGCUGGUCCCUUGACGAUGUGGAGGGCGACCGAGGGUUGUGGCGCCAUGGUCAGGCCCACGCGAGAUCUAUGAGAAAUGCUUUUCCGCCUCCAGCGAUCUGCAUUCUCCCUCCGCACCCGCUGGUGUAUCCGAGGGAAGGCAACGGCGGCGGUCGGCUCAGGUCUCUUCUUUGUGCGUCUCGACGCUCGUCCUUCUCCUUUGAUCCCAGCCACGCGGACGCCGUCGAGCGCGCGAGAGCUGCUGCGGCGCGCGCGACGACUGCUUGCGUCACGUCCUGGAGUCGCGGUAUGGCUGUCCCGUUCCAGGGGUCUCUUGCCUCUCAGCUCGCGAGUGGAUCACCUGGUUCUGCUGGGGCGGGGCUUUCUUUGGGAUCCCAGCCAGCCGUGCCCAGCGCUAUGCUGCUCUUUGGAACCUGCAGUCGAUGCGACCCUCGUCUCCUUUCUUCCUUGGAACCGGAAGCACGGGCUGAUUCGAGACCGGAUCUAAACCCAGCGGGGGCUUCUUGGACCGGUCGAGUCGUCUCGGGAGGAGGCAGCCAACCUGUGGGGUCUGCUUCGUUUGCCUCGGCUUUGCAAGGGUCCUCAGCGUCAGGGUCAGCAGGAGGCGAGGCGAAGUGCCAGGAAAGUCUGCUCGCAGAAGCCGCGGUUGCUGCGGCAGCUGCAGCGGCGGCGUCUUCGCUUCUCGCCGUAGACAAGGCGUUUUGCUCUCGUCUUCUCGCGAUCCUUCUGCAGUUCGCAAAUGCCCUGAUAGGCCGGCGGGUUCUCCGUAAAAUUCAAAUCUGUGACGAAUGGUGGAAGGGCGUCCACUCGGGCAACCGCCCAGAGUCUCGCAGUUCUGCACCUCCGUCGCCUGCCUGGUCUUCCCGGUCGUCACACACCUCUUCUUCCCGCUCGUGUGCGCCUAUCUCUUGUACUGUCGGAGGGCCUGAAAAGCGUUCCGACACCGCGACGGUUCGAGGUGCCCAGCGCAGGGCUCAGCAGCAGGUGACGGACGAACUUCUCGAGCUCACUGUGUAUCUCCAGUUCAUUCGCGCCCUGCAACAGGCGCUCAUGCUCUCUCUCCCAAGCGCGAAGGUCUACCACCUCUCCGCUGCGAGUCUCCACCAUGUCCGCACUGAGCAGCAGAAGGCUCUCCAGCUGCCUCUCUCGGCCUCUCAGGGGUCUCAUGCUGCCGCCCCGGUGACUCGCUCGAGAUCUGGCGCCCUGGCCCCUUCGGCGGCUUCCGGCCUUUCUCCAGGCGACGCAGAGGCGGAUCAAAGGUCGGAAAAAGGAAGGCAAGAAGACCAGGCAGCGAGACGAUCUAACGAGAAGAGUCCACGGCGGGAUGAGCGUGCCUGGGACCACAACGAGCGCCGGGAAACACGGUCAGUCGGACGGAGGGUUGCUGAUCUUCCGUAUCCUUCGGAAUGGGUGCACGAAGAAGCGAGGCCAGCUUCGUCACAAGGAGAGAGGGAAGAGUGUGACAAUGGCAGUGGCGAGGACGGAAGCACACGCGGGGUUUCAGAGAAACUCAAUGCUCUCCCUGCCCCGUCUAGGGAGAGCUGUGCGCCACCUUCCGCGUCUGUCGAGGCGAAUCAAGGGCACCCACAGGAGCAUCCCGAAAGCUCCUCUCCUCCUGUGAUUUCCAGCCGCUCGAUGCGACAAAAGCAGACUGACGCUGCAGCCGCAGCUGCCUCCGUCACCUGCAGCACGCAGGAGAAUCUCUGGCCCGACGACGCAGACACAGAAUCCGUCAUCCGCGAUGCCCUUCUCACCGGGCGUGUCAGCUCUGCUCUCGUCUGGCUGGAGCGAAGACGCACAACAAUCAAACAGCAAACACCGCCGGCAGUGCAUGCCGCGAGCGAAGAGAGAGCCCGUUCGGCGAGUACAGCUCAAGUUACAAACCUCCCGCGAGGUCGUAAGUCGUCUGCAGGUCGAGACGCUUCGACAUCGAGGGCCCUCUGGGGGGAGGCCGGAGAUGCGGAAGAAGCGGAGGAGACAGCAAUGGCGACUGUCCAGCGCGUGGGCCGCAGGAUGGUGUUCCAGCUCUUCUGCAAUCAACAGGUGGAAUUCUUCUUCGUCGGCAUGCAGAUGCUCAGGCAGCUUGGAAUCAAUGUGCCGGCCUUCUGCUCGGCCGUGGCCUUCUUCACCACGCGCCCGCUCGUCCGGCGCCGCCUGCUCCGCCACUUGCGGCAUAUGGGGCGCCUCAGUCAGGCUCGGCUGAAACUCAUUGACUUUCUACAGGUUCUGGAACAGGAGUUUACGAAUCCAUGCUACACAGCGGAAUAUAACCGUCAGAUGACCUUGGCUUUAACCCAGCAGCAGCCUGUGCAUAUUAUCGAUGCCCUACCUCCUUUGCCUGCACGUUCUUCUUCGCUUUCUUGCAAGAGCCGCGACGCCUCUGCUUCAGAGCUCCUGCGUUCAUCCUCUCAGACCCUUGGCCACCAGGUCGAGAGCGGUUCCCACCCCGCACAGAAUCGGCAGGGAGACGAGACGUGGAGCGAACUCUCUGGCGGGCGCUCUGGCCCGGCCAGCCCCGACGGUCGAGCUCGGUGGCUCCAACUCUCUGCUGCCCCACCGCGACAUGGAAUCUGGGAGCUCGCCGCCGAGGGUGAUGGGGGACCCGCGCUGCCCUUGUUGAGUGGGCGCAUCGCCGGAACAGCCGUGUGGCCCCCAGGGGGCCUCCUAGCCCUCUGGAUGAGUGUGGAGUGCGCGGGUAUGGUCGGAGAGGAGACUCGAGAGAUGCUUCUGGCGCGACUGGCGCCCUGUUUCUUCCGCGAGGCGGGGGAGACAACGAGAGACGCCAGGGAAGGCCGACAGGGCGAGAAAGCGCGAACCGUUGUUUAUGUAAAUUCGCAGGGCGAAGACGUGAUUCGAGGCAUCGGCGGAAUAUCAGGUCGGGAGGGCGAGGAGGUCUGUGGCGACCGCGUCGUCUGCGCUCACAGUCUCUCGGAUGAGGAUGAAGAUUACACCCUCCUUUCUGUCUAUGCAAAUGGCCCUGUCGCUUUUGCCCCCUCGCCGCUGGAACAAGCGAGGGGGCAGCCGAUCAGUGGAGCGACUGCCGGAGGGUCCCAGACAACCCCCGAGAGGAUUCCGACAGCGGCUCUCGUCUCCCACUACUCGAACGAAGCGGUCACCGCAUGGGCGCACUUGCAAGUCGGAGAUGUGGACGAUCUCUCUUCUGUGCGACUCUUCGGCAUUCCUGCGUUUCCUCACAAUCUCCAUACCUCCACGACGGGUGGCCCCAGCGAGGGCCUCGACUCCCACACUGCCGCUGCGGCGGCUGCUUUGAACGAAACCUUCAGUUCCGCGUACGAACUGGACGGAGGGGACGGCGGAGUGCCGUCGGAGAGACAGACCCGACAAGAAACGAGCGCGAGGGCGGAAGGAAGGUCUCGAGCCGCAGGAGGCGACAACAAGCAGCGGCUGGUGGCGAGCUCGGACAGAGGCCAGGAGGGCGGGAGGCGCCGCAGGGCGCGCGCGGGCAGCGGAGAAGAGUGCUUCUCGAGCGAAGGCCAGGAGACAACGGAGAGACAGAGCCGCGACCGCACCAGCUCCGCCAGGGCUUCUCUCUCCCCUUCUGCUGAACGUGGAAGGAGACGACGAGAGGAGCCGUCGGGACCUGGGCGAGAAACAAACGCAGCGGAAGACGAAUCGGGUGAACACGGUGAAGGCGAGAGCGAAGAAGCCUUCACGGAGAGACGACAGCGAGGGCAGAAUAGCGCGGAAGCAGAGAAUGCUCCGGUGCGUUCUGCAAAGGGCAAACGACCCACUGACAGGAGGCAUGAAGACUCCUUAGGUUCCGCCACUGGCAGGGGUCGAGACACGGGAAGCGUCGAAGAAGACGCAGAACGCCAGAGACUCGCAGAGGCGAUGCGUCUGAUGAAGAUGAGAGGCAUCUGCUGGGAGUGCCGGCGCGCUGACGUGAAAGACCUCGAUUUCUCGUUUAGCCGGGCGUCGACACGCACGCCCUGGAGGGGCCUCAGGCACCGUCAAGACGGCCGCGCAGCGAUUCAUGGGCGCGGCUCGGCGCUCCUUUGCAUUCGUGGCGACGAACGGCCGACCGAGAUCGCAGAGCCGUCUUGGUUCGCCUCGGGGGCGGGUGCAGGCCUCGAAGCAGAAGGCUCGAAACAGAGCGGAACGUUGGGUAGUGGAGGAAAAGAAGACGGAGAAGUGCUUGCAAGACAGAGCGAGUCUUCUUUGCUUCGGUCGCCAAGCAGCCCCGGCUCGUGGACUGCGUCUUUUCUGGACGCCCUGGAACUGCGGCUUCCAAAGAAAUCCAUUUUGAGUGGAUAUUUGUGUGUAACUUUAGACUGGGUGUCUAGGUGGAGUCGAGGCGCCUCGCUGCGCAUUCUCCUGGAGAGGCGACACAUAUCGCUUCUCGAUGACCUGCGAGCAGAAGGCCAACGCGGGGAGAGGGCGCGGCAAAAGGAAAGAGAACGGGCAAGGAGGGGGGCCGCCUCGGGUCAUUGUGCCCGCAUCUCGAGAGAGAAGACGAAUCCCGACCAAGAGGUGAAGGAACAAAAGCCGAGCUUAUGGAGUUGCCCGGGCAGACGACUGGAGAAGCGAGAUAGAGAGCGACGAGAUCGGGGUUUGGGGGGCCCAGAAGCGCUUUCCAAGAGCCGACAUUGCCCCCGCCGGGCUUCUCCAGUCCGCUCGCGCACCGGCGCGGACAGGAAGACCGUGACAUCCGUGAUUGCUUCUUCUCUGAAUCUCCACGGGAACUCCCUGGGUUUGUGGUGGCACACGUUGAUGUACUUUGUAAGUCACCACGACUGGCGAGGAGUCUCUCUCUGGGUGCGCCGUCUGCCUCUCGAGGGUCUCUCAGUCAACUCGUAUGGCGUCUGCGGUCCUCAGGAGACGGCUCCGGAGCUGUCUCGCCCUCACACGCACCUCGUCCCGCGGCUCCUCUCGCGCCUCACCCGCCGUUGCCUCAACGCAUGCUCACCUUUUCUCCGUGAUGUUCUCCUACAAGAGCUAGCCAUGCGCGGCAUCCUCUGCGAAAGCAGCGGAGACUCUUGGGGCUUCCCGCUCCUCCUUCGCCGCCUCGCGAAGGCCGGUCUUCUCUUCUCUCUCGCGAUCGCAGGUGCAGAGCCGGAGGCGGAUGGCCAUGAAGACGACAAAGAGAAACGACCAGGAGAACGCGAAGCGUCGAUCUUGUCCCUCACCAAGGCGUUCGUCCCAGUCCGCCAAGUGUCUCCCUUCCACUGCUACCUUCUUCUUCUCUUCAUUGUCAACGAUGUUCCCAGCCUCCUCAGCGCCUACCUCCAGGUCUAUCGCUUAGGCUGCACGUACGCAGCAGUGCACGAGCUGAAGGAGGCACUGAGCCAGAGCGCCGCUUCUCUCAUUCAAGAUCGGAUUCGCUCGGGUCCGUCGUCUCCGGCUUCUUCCUCCACGGUGUCUUCUUCCGGCAAAGAGCGUGGACAGGGUGCAGAAACGGACGGGAAAGGUUCACCGCGACAGGCAGAUCGGCCGGAGAAGACGAACUCCACAGGGGCACGAGAAGAGAGCGAGCCGAGUGGUACGCAGGAACGAAAGGAGAGAAAGGACUCGAGAGACACCGGAACGCCUCGGCAAUGCUGGAGUGUCGUCGGCGGCUCAGGCAGUGCGUACUGGCGGACAGUCUUGCUUCUGGGUCGCCUCGGGAACAACGCUCUGUUCGCCACGGCUCUGCACCAAGCGGCUUGGCUGCUUCUUGAAGAAGAGCGUCUCGCGUCCCCCUCUCCCCCGGAAGACACAGGAGAGACAUCCAGAGGCACCGGAGAGGACGAGGCGGGCCGUCGGACGGCGUCGGAGGCGCUCGUUGGAAUGCCCUGUACAGGGCGAGAGGGAGACGUGUGCGGCGCGUGGAGAGCAAACAGGGUCAGAAAGGGAGCUCCGUAUUUUUCGAUUCGGAGACUCGUCACGUACGACAGCGACAACGUAGGCUUCGUGGCGCUCAACUCGCUCGCGUGUGUCGGCCGGCCGCUUCUUUUCCUGGCGACCCUCAUGCUGCUUCCGCUCUCCUCCGCUCUCGAGGCCAUGGAGGCUGACAAAGCAUUGCCGUGGCACUUGGAGGAACAGACGUUGAGGUCCACCCUCGAGGCGUUUCCGGAGUUGUUUGCGGCGUAUUACCCCGAUGAGGCGCAGCCUGGCGAGGGCAGCCUCACUUCUCCCUUGGGUCGGAAGGGCCUCUCAAGUCUAGAACCCCACGGAGAGACGAGAAGCGUCUUCUGUGCCGGACUUCGAACGCAGAAAGAGGAGUCGGAGUCCCUUCACAUCCAGGAGGGAAGGCCUCUGCCUACUCGCUUGCCACUUCCGCUCUUCGAAGUCGUGCUUCGCCAGCAGCAUCGCCAGCGCAUGGAAGGCGCGAGAUGCCAUCAUCGAGGCGAACGGACCUGCAAGGCCCUCGGGGGGCCUGCGUGCCUCCAGGACAUCGAAGGCGAGAGCGAGCCGGCGACGUGCGCCAGAGCCGAAGACGAGAGAAUCAACCGAGAACAGAAAGAAGCGUUGCAUUCGCCGGAGAAGAGCUAUGGACCCAGAGAUUUCUUUGUGUGCCCUCAUGGGUCGAACCACGAAGAAGAAGACUUGGAUAGCCUCCUUCCUGACUGUAUUGUUUCGUUGGAUGCCGACUGCGUCGCGGACUCUUCGCCUCGAACUUGGCGAGGCGAUGUCUCGCUGUUGGCCAUGCUCUCGGACGUCACGGGCCUCGACGCUUCCGCUCUUCUUCGUCCGCUGCCUCUCUUCCGGCGGCUCUUUGAGCUGCAGCGAGCCCGGAUGCGCCGCCAGCGCUUGUCUGCCCUGCUGAAUAGCCGGCGGCUCGCAUCUGGGGCUUCGGCGGAGACAGAUCCAGAGGAGAAGUCGCGAGAUCACAUGAAGGAGGUCAAGGAAGACGCGGAAGGGGAGCGUGUGCUCCUCGCCUGGCUCCGAUCUGGCGAGGCCUUCUCGGCCAUCAAGGGCGACGCGCUGGGGGUGUCGAGGGGGAGCCAGGAGGCGGAAAAGGAGUCCCAGGGCUCCCUGGUCACCUCGACGCCAGCCCUCUCAAAUAGGCAUCCCGCGUCGGCGACCUGCACCGCCGAGGGUCUGAGCGUUGCCUACUAUAUUGCCCAAGGACGCCCCGCUAUGGCCUUCCAUCUCCUCUUCGCUCUGCGAGCGGCCUCGUCCCUGCCGUUCUCUUCGUCCUUUUCAGAGGCGGGGCCGACGGUCGAGGACGCCCUCGCGGGUUGGACGAAGCAGGCCGCUGACCGCGUGUGUCUUAAUCUCUCAGAGGCUGAGCAAGAGGCCUUGUACGACGUCGCUCUGACAGUGGCGCUCUACAACAUGCUUAACGAUGGCGUCGUCGCUGCGGCGCUCUGCUUUCUCGAACUGUGUGGCCUGGAGACAGAGAGAGUCAGAGUGGAUGCCCUCUCUGCGAGGCAAAUCUACCUCCAUCGAAAGGGGAUUCACGCCCACACCUCCACGGCGCCCAAUGCGCCCUUCUCGCGUCGAAGCACGAAGAAGAAGGGGGCAGAAGUGGAAGCCGGAGACGCUGGAGAGGUGACAGUGACGGCGGCUGACAGCUUGUCUGCCGACGGAGGAAGGGCCAGGGAGACUGGAGACACGCCGCGAGGAGGCGCGAGUGCGCAGGCCACGGGUCUCGAGGGCAGUGGCUUCGAGGGAGACGAGACAGAAGAUGAAGCCGAAGAGGAUGCGUGGUUUCCGGAAAUGGCAGAAGAGGACAUUGUCCCCGACGAAGAAGCGGCCAGCGUCAUUGACUUGUUUCUCUCGUUCCCGAAGCCCACGAAGCGGCCGACGACGACUACGGGAGCGCAGACCGGCGAAGACGAUGACGGGUUCGGCUCUCAAGACGAAGGCGGCCAGGAAGAACAGGGCGCGCGGAAGCCGAGACAGCGCGACGACAAGAAGGCCGACACCAAACUGUGUAAAGACGAGAACGAAGAAGAAGAGAGUUCCGCGGGGAUCUCUUCGCCACACCUGCUAGCGGCGCUCAGAAUGCUCGAGGAAGCCACCUGGUCACUCGACCCGAAUCUCGCAACCACGCAAGCCGCAGCCGCCACGCCCCUAAGUCUCGAUUCGCCUUGGCACCUCGUUGGGCUCUUUUGCCGAGUCCAUCAGCUCCCGCGGUCACUUACGCUUCUUCACGAACUGGCAAGAAAUGACGAAUGGCUUCUUUUUCUCCAUGAAGGAGACCUGCAGCAAUGUCCCGUCCAGACGAUGACGAACAUCAUUGACGGAUAUUUCCGCGACGCCCCGCUGCGCCACCACCUGCGCAUCGUGGUCCGCAGUGUGGAGCGGCCACCGCUGUCUCUGUCCCCGCCCGCCUCUCGCGUCCUGCCUUUCUCUUGCUCUUUCGACGAGGCUGAUGCAGAUGGAGAGGACGCUGUCUCGUUCCCAGACCUGAUCGAGUCAGAGUCGCCGUCAAAACCGUUUCUGGUUCCAGAGUCAUGGACAGUCGACUCGUCUCCCCUCUCGCUUGUCGAACGACAGGCGGCUCCCACUGUGGAAGAAAGACCUCAACCAGAAACCGGUCUCAGCCCGCUAGAAGAGAGAAAUGGAGAUCCGAGGCGAGGUGACGGAAGCGGAAAAGAGCAAGCUGACCCCACAGAGGCUUCGGGCCUAACUAGCGCCCAUCUGGUACCGCGGACGGAGCCCCGAAACGACACGGGUCCUCCAUGUCCGGGCAGCGGGAUUCGUUUGCCAAAUGCAGACGUUUCAGAUGUUAUGUCACUGCUGCUGAAGUCGCGAGUAGCGAGCCCAGCGCUUGGCCUGGGUUCUCCGCAGGACGUUCCAGGACUGGCCGAGGCGCGGGCGCAGCAGCCUCUGGCGAGUGUCUCCCCACUGUCCUCACCUUCGCCGCCACUUUCGACCGACUUGCAGGGAGUCGGGACGCAGUUGUUGUUGCAUGCGCUGAAGGUCUGCUGCCCACGCCUUUCAGUGUACGCGGCUUGCUUCGCAGACGCCAGUUCACUCGUCUGCGUGAACACCUGGCUCUACCUGCAGACUCAAACGCUCCUUCUUUCUUCCCGCUUUCCUGGAGAUCGCGAGCGGCGCGCAAAGCCUUCCUCUGCGGGCGGAGACGCGGCGCCGGGGCGGUACGCGAGCUACGAGUCAGGCGGCGCCCGGAGAAGCCGCAGGAAACGAGGCGAGGAAGGAGACGGGAGACGCCGGCGGCGAACACUCGAGCGGGCGCAGCUGGGGGAGCUCGAGUUGGGCGCGCGAAUUGAGCACGACCCCAACAGAGAGCAUCCAGAAGCUUCGCUCCUGGAGCUGACACUGCUGGGGCUGUCCGCAGUGACUUCUUGGCGGGGCGAGAGUGGCCGAGGACGAAAGCGAAGCCGGGAGAGAGAAGAAGAUCUGUCUUCCGAUGCCGACGCAGCAGAGGAGACGGAGGGGACGACGCGCAGCUGCGGUCCCGGAAGGCGCCGGAGAGACGCGGACGGGGGACGGAAAGCAAAGAAGCGAGGAGAGGAAGUCGUGUGUGGGGACUUGUUUCUUGGAGACAGCGGUGAAGGAGACAAAGAGGGCGCGAGGGAGAGCGCGGGCCGUCUCACACCUCCCGCCUUCUUCCCUUCGUCCACGGAAGGCGAAGAAGAAGCUCUCCUUCUUUGGCUCUCAGACCCGAGGCACACGGUUCGCCUCGUUCUCUGGCUGUGCGAAGAGGGCAUGUACUCCCUUGUCAUUCGAGCGUUUCGCCUCUUCGAUGAGAGCAACGUCCUUCUCGACAUCCUUCUCUUCUUCAGAGCGUUCCUCCAGUGUCGAUUUGAGGCCUCAGAGCGGCUCCUGCGUCGCUUCGUUGAGCGCCGCGACGCGGUUCUUGCUGCACACGAAAACGACGGUACGUACGCAUGUCUCCCAUCGAGCGACGGCCCUUCGCGAGCAUCGGAGGAGACUGAAGAGACGCCGGCGACGCUCGAUGAAGCAGCUGGGGCUGGCGCAGCGGGUACGCAAGGCAGCGAAGCGAGCCUGGGCCUGGUGCCGGACGGCCUUCGGAUGGCGGACGCCCUUAUUCACUUUCUGUUGGGCAAGCACCCCCUGUUCCGGCGACAGCUCCUGCAGCAACUGCACAGCGCGUCCUACUGUCCUUCUCUCUCGCUUCUGUUUCACUCGUACAUCCUUGUUGAGCAGCACAAAUUGCCCUCGCCUCUCGACUUCCGCAGCGACAGCAGCGACCUGCUGGACGCCCUGAUUGCCCUGCACAAAUACCAAGAAGCCCGGAGGUGGAGACGCCUCGCAGGCCUUACUCCGAGCUUUGACAUUGUUAUCACCGUCCACGAAGUCACCCACCUUCUUGCCUCCUUCAAACAAGGUGGAUGCUGGGCCGACGGCCACGAACGCCUCAAGACCUGGAUCCGAAGUUUCGAGGUCUUCAGGCUCCAUCGACUGCCGAAAGUGCUCGCUGCGCUCUUCUUCCUCGACGUGAACGCGAAGCUGGAGCGAGAACUGUUCGCGAGGGACCAAGCGAUGCUGCUGGCCAUGGCUCUCCAGCUCCUCCUCGAGUCAGCCCCUUCGUCUCUUCCUUCCUCUUCUCUCGCGUCCUCUCCCGCGCCGCGGUUUGUCUCUCGACACGCUCUUCUCACGCACCUGAGUCGUUGCGUCGACUAUGCACAGGACUCCGACGACAGCGAGGAGAGCGAGACGUUGUGUGCCGAGGGAGAUGCCGUCGCGGUCGACGGCCGCCUCGCUCCUGCUGCAUCUCCGGUCGCCUCGUUCUUCCCUCCUUCCCUCGCUUCCCUGUCUCCUCGGCAGGUCUCGAGUUCUGGGGUGUCUGACCAGGCCACUCUGUUGUCGUGCGUGCCGCUGCAUCCUGUGGAGCUUCUCGCCGUUUUCAAGUCCUAUAGCCGCAGCCGCAGGGACGCAGCGCCUCUGUGGCGUCCGUGCGAGACGAGGAAUCGAGGUGGAGACGCUCUGGCGUUUCAUGGGGGUGACAAGGCCCGACGGCGAGAGAGACUGGUGAAGCGCGAGCUCGGGUGCGCCCUGCGCGCGCAUGCAGGGCAGAACAGCAAGCGAAGAGACACGGAGGCCGCGCCUGGAAAACGCAACCUGCGGACGCCUCACCUCCACUGCCUGGUGCUCGCCAGAGAAGAAGGCGAAGACCGCCAGGCCAGCGUCAGCGCAAGAGGAGAGGAGAGAAGACCGGAGAGAGAUCCACGUCGAGCUGCAGGUGGGGAGGAAGAAGAACAGGGCGAAGAGGAGCCGCACUGGGGUGCCGUUGUCAGUGAGACGCUUCUACAGGAUGUGGCGUCUCGCCUUCUGCUGCUUCUCGCAGGACAGUCCAUUUCCGCAGCUGAGGAGGCCAUGACGCCUCCUGCAUCGAGGCCCGGCGGCCGCCUCAACCCCCUGAAAGGGCGUGACGAGGAAGUGACCCUUCGGGUGUUGGAGAAGAAAGAAGAGGAGGAAAGCAACCAGGAUGGAAAGGGACCAACGUCUUCGCUGGACGGCGGGUGUGGCUUGAAUGACGCACGCCCAGAGCACUCGGAUAUGUUGCAGCUCACUUCUCCAGACGCGAGAGUUGUGACAGGAACGGCGUCGCUGUCCUCGGAGCCCCCGUCUUCUCGCUUUCCGCGGUCUUCGUCCGUCCACCACCCUCUAGUGUUCGAAUCAUACAGUUCCCUCAGAAACCGUAUUGAAUCUCUCCUGCCGCCGCAGCUUCCAGCUCUCCCUUUCAGCCUCGAGGCGUCUUCCUACGACUCUUCGGCGGGUCUCUCUUCCGCCUUCGCUGGUACGCCGUCAGACCACCCGCGAGAAGAGGAAUCUUCGUUGUGGGAUGCGUCCUGCUCCGCUCUGCUCCGUGGGGCCUCGUCCGACAGGGACUCUCGGCCCUCGCCCCGCGCUCCUUCGCUCUCUGGGUCAGACCAAGCCGCCGCCGGCGUGCGAGAGACUGUCCCCGGCUCGUGCUCUAGGGGGCCUCCCGCCUCGGAGGCGCGUUGUCUUCUCAAGUGUCUCCAGAGCGCGACGGCGAACCUCAUCAACUGCAACCACCUGGAGGCGGCAAAGAGCCUUGUUCUCCGCUUCUCCCCCGCUGUACUCAGUUGGGCAGAAGUAGAGGCGAGACGUGCCAGCAGAGCCUGCGGCGGCGGAGACCAAGGGACCCCAGGAGGAGAAAGCAGAGGAGCGGAAGCAGAAGGUCGGGGACGGCAAGGACAUGGAGGAGAGGCAGCCAAUCGGCGGCGAAGCCGCCGAGAAAAAGGACUGGCGACAGACGCACGCAGUCUGAGUCGGCCCCGAAGGCGGCAGAGAGACGAGCCUCGCGGCGGGGACCUGGCCGCUUGGAUAGAGACCGCGGCCGAGUCGAAGCUCGAGAGGACAAGAGACGCCUCCUUGCCCGGCGAGGCGCGACGCGAAGACGCAAAAAGACAGGACGCGAGGGCAGGCGAAAGCAGAGACGGCAGCCAAGACAUCAAGGCCCAACUGCAGUUGCUGGCUGACGACGUCGCCCUCGUGGAGCUGCUUCUGCAAACCGUCAAAGUUUUCAGUCAGUGCGCAAGCAACCAGAACGCUGGAUCAAGCCCCGAGGGGCCUCGGACGCCUAGCGAUACCGAGAAAGAUGGCGACGAUGGAAGGAAUCGCGACGAAGAGAGGAGCAGCGACGAAGAGCAGAGCUACAGACGCGCGGCGGUGGAGACAGGAGACAGUGUGGGCAGAGACGUAGAAGGAGAUCAGGGCGAGGGCACAGAACGACAGGAAGGCGAGGGCUCCGGCGACGAAGUGCUAAAGGCUCUCAAGAGAGCGGUGCGCCGGGCACCUUGCUUUUCUCAGCGCGACAAGCAGCCGCCGCCGCUUCUGCCUCACCAAGUGGAGCUUUUGGAGCUUCUGAUCGACGAAGACGGCGCUGUGCGUGAAAGGGCGAGAGCCGCAGGAGAGGAGGAGAGCGACGACUUCCAUGUCAGGACAAGAUCCGCUCCAAAAUCGUUGAACGAACAAAGUCUCGAGGAACGUCAUGCUGGUCCUACUUCGUCCUCGCCACAAUCGCCUAGCUCGCCUCGCGCUCCGCGUUCUUCGACUUCUUUUGCGGAGGGAUUGAGCGACCGCGAGCAGUGUAUCCUAUUGGUGGAGCAGCUGGUUCGUCGCUGCACUCGGGCCAUUCUUCCCUUUUCGAAUCGGCUGCUCGUGUGUCUGGCGAUUUCGCAUGUGCUCGACUCUCCCUUCUCCGUCGUAGUGCAGUUGUGCAACGACGCGCCUCACGAUCUGCUUCUCUCUCUCCUCCAACGGGUCGGCGUCCCCACAGCCGCGCGCCCGAGGCUCGUGCUCUGUCGCCAUUACCUCAACAUUUGCCUCCAGAAACUGCCGCCGCAGACGGUGGCCCGAGUCCUCGUGCGAGCCUUCGUCGACCACCAGAUCGAGCAGUUUCGCAGCGCGUCUGUCUUUUACUCGCAGCGACUCCACGAAGAAGGCGAAGAGGCCGAAAAAGAGAGUGAAGAAGAGGAAGGAGAAGAAGAGGUCGUUCUCGAGUGGUUUGAGUGGCCUCUCAGUUUGCUGUAUCAGUUUGUCUCUCUGGGGGGCGUGUCGACGGCAGUUGGCGAGGAGGCACUCGGCGUUCUUCGUCUUCAAACGAAGCUGUGGGACGACCAAGAACAAGAAGCUGAAGGACAGAGUGAUUCCGUCAGCAGAGGAGAGAAGAAAGAGGAGACGGAAGGAGAAGACCGGCGGUGGUGGGCGUCGGCCUUGCCUCUCGCGGAACCCCUGCCACUGGAGUGUGAAGUCGAAGUAAUGAUUCUCGCCUACUCUGCAUUUGCCAGCAGCAGCUCGUUUGCAGGCGUCGCAGAUCUCCUCGCCGCGAUCAAUUCUCGCCUCGACAUCUACGUCGCCACAGGGCGCUUCUACCUGCUUCAGCGACUCCUCGUCACCAUUCCUGCCUUCCAGGGAUUGGAACGCGCUCUCGAUCUGCUGCUGGACAACAAUCGUUUGGAUGACCUGCUUCACUGUUGUCAGUGUUGCCUCGCUCUGCCUCCUGCUCCUCGGUGCCACACCGCCUUUCCAUUGUGUCUGCUGUCGGGUACGACUUCUUGCUCUUAUCGCGCUUCUGCCCCGCUCGUGCUGGAUGAGCAUGUCCGCGGACUCGGUCCAGACUCCAUGGCGUCUGACGCGAAUCCGGGGAGCAGCUCCAGCCUCGUCUCGGCCAACUUCUCUUCGCUCCUGGGAGGGCCGUCCCCAAGUGUAUGUGCCCUGCCCUGGGCUGACGAGCGGAGCGUCGCAGAGAGCCUGGCAAUCGCCAUCGUCUGCCAUCUACACCGCCGCAUGUUUGCUUCAGAAAGCUCAGCCUCAAAAGGAAAUGGGGAGGGAGGUGCGUCUGGAAACGGCCAAUCCGGACCCAAACCAGAAAGGCUGCAGCUGGACGUCCUCGUCAAGGCUCACAUUCAGCUCGGCCUCACCAGCGAACUCGCGUCUCUGCUGCAGGAGGAAGCCUUCCGGUGCAUGCAGCGGCUCGGACACGAUGUCGACGUCCUCUACUCCGAAGCAGGCGAGGACUGUCUUCUGCUGACGCUCCAGCUGUUCUUGGAGAGCUCGCGUUGGUUCUUGGCGGCGGGCAACCUUCAGUUCCACAUAACUGUGAAUCGUUUGGCUGCGCUGGUGGCGCUGCAGCUGAAAGCCGUGGAGUUGUUUCUGUCGCUUCGGAGUUUGUCUAGAAAAGCGAGAGAGCACGAAGCGCAGAGGCGCGAGCUCGUUCUUCGCCUCCUGGAACGCGUGCAGAAACCCGACUUCCCUCUGCAUGUCUCCAAGAGAGACGCGGAGCGAUCUGGUGUCCUCGGUGACCUUUCUGCUGUUUCCGACCCAAAUGGUCGUUGUUGCGGGUCUUUGGCUUCCUCGCUCGCGGACGCAGUUGACGAGUCGUGGACCCCGACCAGUACCCGUCGGGGCGACAGCUCCCGCGCCUCGCCGGGCGCUUCUACUCCACCCCUAGGCGAUCUCGUUCAGACGCUUUUGUUCGAGUUGAGCUGCGAAGAAGCUGCCAAGCGCGCGGCCCUGACCACGUCCAAGUUCCACCCUCUUGACGCCUCUCUGUCUUCUCGAGAUCCACUGGAAACGGCGGCGAUUCCCGCCGACGCCUUCAAUUCUUCACGAGCAUCCGUCGCGCCGUUCUGCCGAUCUGAAAAGGCCCUCGGCACUCUUUCGCCCUACGACGGAGGGGCGCAUCCUGUCUCCGCUCCACACAGCGAUGUGGGGAGCUUCCGACAGGCCAGCGGGCGAGAGGCGAGGGAGGCGCCUUGCAUUCGCGGCGACUCCGACCGGCACCCAGGCGAGAGGCCCACGGAGACCGGCGGGGUAACGCAGGAGCAAGAAACUGGCGGAGAAGAUGACGCCGAGACCAUUACCGCUUUGCUGACGAGAGGGGGGACGGGUCACGAGAUAGGAGAGCGGGAAGUGCGAGUUUUCAGUGUCCUCCACCUUUCGCUCAAAGAAGUCCUGCUUUUCAUCGAGGUGCACACUGACGCCACUGCCAGUAUCAUUGUCGCCAGGGCGUACGACCACAUUUACGGCAGCAUCGUUAACGCGGCCUGGCCACGAGCCCUCUUUCGCCAUUGCGUUCUGCGCGGCGACCGCCGUUACCGCGAACAGCUGCAAGGUUUGGAAGCCAGGGGAGACAGCCAGGCUUCCUUAUUCUCCGGGGGCGGCCCCAGAUCCGCCGGAGACGAGCCACAAACUUCAGGAAACACUCUUUCGAGUCGGACGUCAUCAAGCCGGCGAAACGGCUCCUUGGCGGCGUCUCCUACCUCGGGUGCGAGAGACACCUUGGCCGAAUCCGAGGAGGACGACGCGUCAAGCGGUCGCGCCUUGUUUGCCGGGACAGGCGCGAGUCUGUGGGAGACUGCGGGUUUCGGAGAAGAAAUCAUGGCUGCAGUUGUCCGUUUGUUUCUAGCAGAGUUUUCUCCCGACGGCGCACUUGCGUCGCAGAGCGGAACGCAUACGGGCCAAAAAAACGCACACAACGCCGUCGAGCAGGCACACUUGUCGCCCUACGAAGCCAGCAAGGGAGACAGGGACACCCUAGAGGGGCGUCGAGCCUCCUCAGCCGCGCGGCGACGAUCGUCUGGGGAGAAAGAAGAGAAAGUCUGCAGGCGCGGCAGUCGUGGGCGGAGAGACUACUCGGUGUCUGCGACUGCGAGGGAACACGAAGGCCACACGGAUACAGCGGAGAUGCCGUCGCCGACAGAGAGGGCCAGCGGUCGAAGGGAGCUCAAGACAAGGUCAUUUGGUUUCGGCGACGGCGCCGGGUGGAUCCGCGCAGACCGACGGGCGUCCCAGGUCUUUCUGCAGAAUUCCGUCGCCCCCGGCAGUCGUGACAUGAACGCGCUGAGAAGCGAGUCCGGCCCGGGGGGCGCUUCACCGGGAGCUGGGAGAGACAGGAGUCCGUGGCACAUGGAGACAGGGAGACAUAGCGACCUCCGAUCUGCAUCUGCCCAUCCUGGUCCGAGGACGAGGUACACCCGUCAGGAGACAGAUCUGUAUAUCUCACGAGCUUCGGACCCGGCCUCGUGGUCGACAGGGGGGGGAGCGAAGCCCGAAUCCUGGGUCGCUGAGUGCUGCGCCUCUGCUCCGAAUAUACGGCGAGACAUAGGCCCGUAUGGCGCGAGUGCUUCGCACCUGCAAUCUCUGCCUUCCUCGGGGCGAUCCUGGACAAGCAGCACCCGAGUGGUAGAUGGAAAUGGGUACAAAGGAGCGGAGGUGCCGACUUGCCAAGUUGGCAAACAAUUGGAUGCGGCUUUUCUCCGAUCGCUCUUUCUCGAGGGAAAUAUUGACCUCGGCCUCCCCACGAUCGCUGGUGUGCAGGAGUAUAGCGUGAACCCCUGCGCCGCAUGCAGAAACGCAGGCACCACCCGCCAGCGGUCGCCUCUCGACCCGGCGUCUCCUCAGGAGUGUCCGCAUGCAAAGGACCAACGCGCUCUCUACACAGCUGCCGCUGAUGUGGACUUUGAGCAAUACACCUUCCAACCCACAGGAGUCGUGGCGAGGAUUCGGCGCGCAUGCGGAGCUGGCCGGGGAGUCGUCGAGGCCGACCGCCUCGCUGACAAGAUUGUCCAGAGAUUCAAGGAACAGUGCAUCGACAAUUUGAAGGACCUCCUCAUUCGCGGAGUCAGGAACCUCGGGCUCCGGUUGAAGUUCUGCCGCCAGCUGGGCCCGGAGUUCGGCGACAUUGCGGCGGAAUGCAGCGUCAUGGCGGAUGAUGCGUCUCUGUACCCUCCAGAGGGCUUCCUUCGGACGCAAGGUCGGCUGAAACCCGUCAGCGUGCAUGCAACUCAGGCGGCGCUGUGGCCCGAGGGAAGCCGCGAUCCUCGCGUGAGCCGAGAGGGCGAACCUGUCGUUUCUCAAACGGCAUUUGCAGAUGGUCCUCUUUGGACCGACGUCGCCGCCAGUGUCGAAGCGUAGACAGAAGAUCACGUCCGGACCUCGCUGGCGGGAAAUGACGUCUCUGGACAGUCUCUACGGGGGCUGAAAGUGCCGAGGGAGUUCUGCAUUGAGUCCAGCGACCCAGGUUGCUGAAGAAUGAGUCUUGGCAAUGGUCACAGUUGACACCAGAUAUGUCCCGCCCCUACGUUUUUUUAUGUAAGGAAGAUUCACAGCGCUUGCUGUGCUCCGCAGCCUUUGUCAGGCGCCACUCAGUCUCAUACCUCCUUUGUCCAGCCACCAGGGGGGGCGAGGGCAAGGUCGCCGAAGGCAGGAGAAAAGCAAGUACGCUUCAGAGGGAGUCAACAUAAAUCUCUAAUCUGGCAGAAACUGCAUUUGGGCACUGAGUGUGCUGGCUGAGGCGUGUGUGUGGCUUGUGUAUUUCUUCGAAAAAACGGCGCCGCAAAGGCGAGCCGAAGCGCAGAUGUUGGCGACACUCCGGCAACACCAACAAAGCAAACGUAUCGUUCGAC
Molecule: messenger RNA, 26327 nt
Organism: Toxoplasma gondii ME49
Lineage: Eukaryota; Apicomplexa; Conoidasida; Eucoccidiorida; Sarcocystidae
Exons: 20
Coding region: 1-25836 (8611 amino acids)
Cellular component (GO): cytoplasm
Source: RefSeq, a predicted model, not a curated record